ACUCAUGAGAUUGCUCCUUCCUUUACUAUUCUGUGUUGGAGCAUUCUGUUUAGACAAUGGUCUGGGAAGGACUCCACCGAUGGGAUGGAUGUCAUGGACCGCAUUUUAUUGUGAAAUCGAUUGUGUGAAACAUCCGACAGGUUGUAUCAAUGAGCAAUUGUACAAGGAUAUGGCAGAUCAGCUUGUGUCCGGCGGAUAUGAUAAAGUUGGUUAUAAGUCAGUGCAUAUUGAUGACUGUUGGUCGGAAAUGGAAAGAGAUUCUCAUGGAAUAUUGGUUGCAAAUAAAACACGAUUCCCCAGUGGAAUGAAGGCUUUGGCUAAAUAUAUGCACGACCGUGGACUUAAGUUUGGAAUUUAUGAAGAUUAUGGUACAAAAACAUGUGGAGGAUAUCCAGGAAGUUACAAACAUGAAAAAGUUGAUGCUCAAACAUUUGCUGCUUGGGAUGUUGAUUAUUUGAAACUUGAUGGUUGCAAUAUUGAUCAAGCAAUGAUGCCAAUUGGAUAUCCACUUUUUGAAAAAGAACUUAAUGAAACUGGACGCCCAAUUAUGUACUCUUGUAGUUGGCCAGCUUAUUUGAUUGACCAUCCAGAACUGGUAAAUUAUAAUUUGAUUGGAAAGUACUGCAACACUUGGCGUAACUUUGAUGAUAUUAAUUCCUCAUGGAAAUCUAUUAUUUCAAUUAUUUCCUAUUAUGACAAAAUGCAAGACAAACACAUUCCAACUCAUGGUCCAGGAAAAUGGCAUGAUCCAGAUAUGCUUGUAAUUGGAAAUAAGGGAAUUACACUGGAUAUGUCUAUUUCUCAAUUCACUGUUUGGUGUAUUUGGUCAGCUCCUCUUAUUAUGUCAAAUGAUUUACGAAUUAUCGGUGAUAGUUUCAAGGAUGUUCUCAAAAACAAGGAAGCAAUUAAAAUUAAUCAGGAUCCUCUCGGAAUUAUGGGAAGAUUGAUCAAAAAUAGCACCGAUAUCGGAGUUUAUGUAAAACAAAUUACUCCAUCAAAGGGAGACAAGAAAUCGUUUGCAUUUGCUUAUCUCAACAGGAACGAGAAAGAAGGAUAUAAACGUAUUGAAAUUCAACUUGCCUCAAUUGGUCUCACUGAUCCUGCUGGUUACUAUGUUCAUGAUAUCUGGUCCCAUGUUGAUCUCGGUCUUCUUCGUUCAGGAGACAGUAUAGUUGUAUCAAUUGCUCCAGCUGGAAGUGUCUUUUUCCGUGCCGACCUUGCAUCGCUUCAUCAACCAAAAGGAAAACGACGUUACAAAUUUGACAAUUCAAAUGUUGUUUAUGAAUUUGAAAGAGAACAGUCUCAAUUGGGACGAUUUGAUUUCGGAGAUUACUUGAGAACCAAUAGAGUUCAAUUUUAGGUCGUUCUUCUAGUUGUAUAUAUACAAAAAGUAUCUCUACAAUAAUUUUUCUUGUAUAUUGAUAUAUGUACCUCAAGCAAAUUGAUAAAUGAUCUUUAAAUUUU
This is a messenger RNA of Caenorhabditis elegans, 1464 nucleotides long. RefSeq names its product Alpha-galactosidase (gene gana-1). Bases 5 to 1360 code for a protein of 451 amino acids. Gene Ontology annotation, molecular function: galactosidase activity; hydrolase activity, hydrolyzing O-glycosyl compounds; alpha-galactosidase activity. The transcript has 5 exons. NCBI's taxonomy places the organism in Eukaryota, Metazoa, Nematoda, Chromadorea, Rhabditida, Rhabditidae. The record is from RefSeq and is marked reviewed. Gene Ontology annotation, biological process: carbohydrate metabolic process.